AUGCUGUGUAUUCAAUAUGAACUGUGUACCGAUCAGUACCAAGAGAGAUUACAAAUAUGGAUAUUCAGUACAAACGAAGAUAAAAAGGCUUCUCACUUAUUUCCUAAAACAUCAAAAAGACGGAAUUACAAUGCCAUGCGUUAUUCUGACAGCCACCAAGCGUCUCUCAGACUUUUGCUCCUCGGUUCAGUUCUCCUCACUGCCUAUUGUGCUGCUGCUGUUCAGACCACUGAACUGGUUGGCCCUCUUUCCCAAUCCACUGGCAUCAUGUGUAUCCAGCGAGUGUGCCCUACUCUUGAUACAGGUGUCGAUGGUUCUGAAGAGUGUCCUACAGAGUGCAGUGAUUCCUGCUACCGAGAUGACGAUCCAUGCUGCCCUGGCAACUAUGUAAUGACUUGUGAUUCAUCCUCUUCUUCUUCUUCUGGAAGUUCUUCUGGCAAGACUUCCUCAACUCCUGCCCAUCCUUCCUCCAUUGGUGUCCCCACGGGCCUCAGUUCGGGUGCCCCUUCUUCUAGUGCCGCAAUUACUGGCGCAUCUUUAUCUCAUUCAUCUGCUGCAUUAUCCUCGAGUGCUCCUUCUCCUUCUGGAGCCAAACCCAGCUCCAUCCAAAGUGCCAGCUCUAGCAGCUCUGGUGCCAAUGCAGGCUCAUCUGAUACCAGCGCUGCAAACCUUGUCACAAUUAAGCCUUUUGUCGUACUGUCGCUUAGUUUGAUACUGUCUAUGAAGCUUAUCCUUUAAAAAAAAUGGCUCUACACAUGCCGUGUCAUUUGGUUAUGUUGUACUCAUUUAGUUUAUUACCCAUUUUACCCAUACAUAGCAAAUGAGUGUAACCCAAAUGUACAUAUUGUUUCAGUCCAUUUUUACCGUAAUUGCUCUAAAGGAGCUUGUAUCUAAAAUAAAUAAAAUAAAAAUGUAAAUUU
Phycomyces blakesleeanus NRRL 1555(-) is the source of this 920-nucleotide messenger RNA. RefSeq lists its product as hypothetical. The transcript is spliced from 2 exons. The record is from RefSeq and is a predicted model, not a curated record. NCBI's taxonomy places the organism in Eukaryota, Fungi, Mucoromycota, Mucoromycetes, Mucorales, Phycomycetaceae. Bases 1 to 738 code for a protein of 245 amino acids.